Messenger RNA from Condylostylus longicornis, 4299 nucleotides. It is a transcript of the gene lig, whose product is annotated as protein lingerer. Gene Ontology annotation, molecular function: protein binding. The transcript has 16 exons. Lineage: Eukaryota; Metazoa; Arthropoda; Insecta; Diptera; Dolichopodidae. Bases 118 to 3849 code for a protein of 1243 amino acids. Gene Ontology annotation, cellular component: nucleus; cytoplasm. The record is from RefSeq and is a predicted model, not a curated record.
CUUUCAUAUGCGUUCUCAGCGCAUUUUUUUUCGUCAGGUACGAUAGUAUUUUUAUAAGAUUUUCUGUCUUUAAUUUUGGAAAUUAAUCUUGUAAAUACAGUGUAUAUAUAAUAAAUCAUGAGCACACAAGCACGAUCAUCGGGCGGUGGCGGCCGGAACCAGAAGAAGACAAACAGUGUCAGUAAUAGUACUGGUAGCGGAGGUGAUUCAACAUCUGUUAAUAAUAAAAAAACAGAUUCAAACAAACCAGAAAAAGAGAAACCACAACAAAAACCGACAGCUGAACAGAUGCGCAUUGCUCAAAUAACUGAUAUCAGUAGUGGUAAUGAAGAUCCAAAAAUGCGCGAAAAAGUAACAACUUUAAUUGAGAUGACGCAACGGUCAGAAGAAGAUGUUUGUUGUGCAUUGUAUGAGUGCGAUAAUAAUUUAGAGAGGGCUGUUGUAUUUCUUUUAGAAACGCUUCCAGUGAAUGCAUUCGAAACAUCGUCAAAAAAGAAAAAGAAUCGUGUUGCAACUACAGGAAACGAAGCUGGAGGUGAUGGGGAUUGGUCUGUAGAUAGUAAUGCAAAUACAGAUAAAAAAGAAAAAACAAGAAAUCGUAGCAGUAAUAGAGGUGGACGUGGCGGUUCUGAUAGCCGAGGAUGGCGUGGAAGAGAAGCUCGUGAGAAUGAUCGUAAUGCAGCCGGAAAUGAUACAAGUCGAGACAUUAAUCGCAAUGAAAGUAGUGGUGGAUGGCGUGGUCGCGGACGUGGAACCGGAAGAGGAAGCUUCGGUGGUCGUGGUGGUAGAGGUGGUCGAAUGGGUCCGAGGGGAAUGGGAUCGAGGGAUGAUCGGGGAAGCGGGAGAGGUUAUUCUCGAAGGGAUCAAGAGCCUCCUCAGGAAGUGGAUACUUGGGACAAUACAAUAGCCCAAAAUGCAGAAAAACAACAGCAAAUGCAGCAACAAGAUGAUGCUUGGGGUGAUUGGGAUAAUGAAGAAUAUGUUGGUUCACUUAAAGACAGCAAGGUGUUUACAACAAGUAAUUUGCAAAAUACUACUUCGAGUAUAGUUGCUGGAAAUAUUGGAACUAGUAUUACAGGCGGUGGCAUUGCGUCCGAAUUGUCAGCGCCCCCUGGUUUAGAGCAGCACUUAAAUAAUUCUGCCCAAUCAUCAAACUAUGCUACUGAUGAUUUAGUUCAACAGUAUAGUACAACUGUGGUGUCAAGCACUGCGACGGCGGGAUCAGUUGCAGCCGCGACCGGAAAUCUCGUUGGAAAUGUUGUGAAUCCAGUGCAGUUUCCGGAUAUUCAUUCAGCGAAUCCCACUUCUAAUCAGCAUUUACGUGGUCUGACAGGUUUGGAUGCCGCAGCGGCUGCAGCUGCACAGCAGUUAAAAUCUGCCACACUAUCAGCAGAACAAUCUCAGUAUUUUAAUUCUUUAUCAGCUCAAAAUGCUCAGAGUCAGCAACAGCAACAAGUGCAACAACAACAAUCGGUUGUUAAUUCCUAUACAAAUUCUGGUAAUGUGCAAUAUGCAAAUACUUAUGGGAAUGUAUUUAGUGAUCAAAGUGUGGUAGCAGCAUCACAGCAACAACAACAGCAAGCUCAACAAAAUCAGCAACAGACAUCAGUUAGAAGAACUCGUGCUAAAGUUCCUCCUCCAUCUAAAAUUCCAUCAUCUGCAGUUGAAAUGCCUGGUGAUACUUUAAAUAAUAUUGGUUAUUUAGAUGUGCAAUUUGGUGGUCUAGCAUUUGGUGCGGAAGACUCUUUUGAUACGAUAACUGAUAAAUUUAAUGCAGCUACUACAUUAGAUAGUCAACAAAAUGUCAACCAAGAUGUUGCAAAUGAUUAUCAGUCAGUGAAACAAUCAGCACAGCAAUCUGCUCUGUCGGCAGCUGGUUUACAAUCUUCACAAAUCAAUGAUAAUUUAACUUCAACGUAUUCUCAAAGAGCAUCUGCAAAUGUUCAACAAAAUUCCAAUGUUGCAUCUAUGAGUUCGACCGCUACUAAUGCUUUAGAUCAAUUAACUAAGAAUGAUCCGUAUGUAACUUCAACAAACACGACUGGCAAUCAUUUGUUACAUCCAAGUUCAUAUAAUUCCAAUCAAUCUACUAAUAAAGGUACAACUGCGUAUCAAUCAUCUGGUGCGAAUCAAGGUUACAGCAGUUCAAGUUAUGCUAAUACGCAAGUUUCAUCUGGAAAUAGCUAUCAACCUUCAGCGAAUUCAUAUAAUUCAUAUAACCAAAAUUCUGUCAAUUCGUAUCAACAACAGUCGACUGGAACAGGAAAUAAUACAUCCAGUUCUGUUGUUAGUGGUGCUGUAAAUAGUGGAAAUUCAUCACAAAACAUUCCUGUCGGAGGAAAUAGCAAUUCUGUUAAUAAUUCAAGUUCUAACACAAACAGUGGAUAUUUAUCUAGCCAGUACCAAAGUAAUCAGACAACAUCAGCGUUUCCAACUCAACAAAGUGCAUACCAAAAUAGUCAAAGUGUAUAUGGAGGUACUGGAGGUCUCUCUAAUAGUUCAGGGUAUAAUACCGGUAAUUCAAAUACAUCAUCGACACAAUACGGUAAUUUCAGUAGUUCUAAGUUAAAGGAGACUUCGACUUCAUCGAGUUCCCAUUAUGACAGUGUAUCAAAUGUGACAUCAAGUAGUGUUAGUAGUACUGUUAGCUCUGUAUCAUCUUCAGUUGUUACAUCAAACGCAAACAAUAGCAUGAACUCAACGGCAUUAAGUGCAUUAGCAAAUGCUUCCAAUAAUGCAAGUAAUAAAGUUCAAACAAACUCAUCAUCAUCAACGGGUGUAUCUGGUGGCAAUAGUGUAACUGGUAGUGGUGUUAGUAGCGGUACUGGUGUAACUGGUGUUAGUGGAAAUAAUUCCACAAGCAGUAGUGCAAAUAAAAAUAGUAGUAAUGCAAGUGGAAUGGUACCAAAUAUACAAAUGGUUAGUCAAUAUAUUCAGACUGGAAUGCCAUAUUAUCAGCAGCCUGCAGUUUAUUCAUACGAGGAAGUUCAAAUGAUGCAACAGAGAAUGCCUCAUGUGGCUCAAUAUUAUGAUAUAAAUUAUCCACCAACAAGUUUAAGUGCAGCUGGAGUCAGAGAUGCUAGUUUAGGGUCAGUAACAUAUUCAGCAAUGACGGAUGGUCGAUUUACAAGAACUGAUAAUAAUUCGAGUCCAGUUAGUAAUGUUUCUAGCACAAUGUCACAACCUUCUGGGCCAAGUGGCCAAAUGUUGAAUGUUAACGUUCCUUUCUAUUAUCAUUAUGGUGGAAAUGUUAUGCCAACAGGUUUUCAAGCAUAUGGAAAUAUGACACCCGCUAUUUAUCCUCAACAAAUUCCAACUGCAAAUGCAACAUCUGGGGGCCAAUUCCCAAAACCGUCCUAUAAUAGUGGUUAUGGCUCAGCAAAUUAUGAUGCAUUAACACAAGCUGCAUCACAGGAUGCAUAUACAAAGGGUGCUUAUCCAGGUUCUGGUGUUAGUCAACAAACAAAAUCUCAAAAUGUAUCAAAUCCGGCACCAACUGGAUCAGGAACUGAUAUUACUUCAUCUAUUUAUGGAAAAAGCCAUGUAGCUUUAAAUAAAGUCAAUUCAUACGAAAAACAAAAUUUCCAUUCAGCUACACCACCACCUUUUAGCCUGACGGGAACACAGACUGCUGGAGCAACAUCUGCUCAACCAUAUGGAAUGUAUAUACAACCAUUGGCUCCACAUAAUAUGAAUAUGCACCAGCCAAUUCAUCAGAUGGACGGCAGAAUUCAUAAUUCAUCACGUCGGGAUUCAAAUAGUACUGGACAGCGUCAACAAACAUCUACUCAAAGUAAAUCAGCAACAAAACAAGGCUAUUCACCUUCAUAUUGGACUGCACAGAAUUAAAGAGAAAAAAAGAAAAAAAUUUAUAUUUAUUAAUUAAUAAUAAAUACUAAAGUACAUAACUAAAGUAAAAAAUAAAUUUAAAAUUCUUAUUAUAUAUACACACACAAAAAAAAAAAUAAAUAAAUAAAUAAAAAAAAUAUAUGCAUGUAUACAUGAAAAUAAAUAUGUAAAUAUGUGUAUAUAUUUAUUUGAGAAUGAAAUAUUAUAUUUCUUGAAAAAGAAAAAAACCGAAAUAUAUAAUGUGUAUAUAUAUAUAUAAAUGUAUGUAAAAAUAAAUAAAUAAUAUCAUUGUGCUAUGAGCAGUAAAUUUUACAACAAAAUAAUUAUUACAAAAAAAGUAAUUGUUAUAACAAACUUAAUAAAAAGUAUGUUCUUUUGCUAUAUAAAAAAAAACAGAAAGUUCAUUUUAAUUAUAAUAAAUAAAAUAAUAUUGAAAGAAAAAAAAUUGAU